Messenger RNA from Passer domesticus (house sparrow), 2013 nucleotides. RefSeq names its product APC membrane recruitment protein 2 (gene AMER2). Gene Ontology annotation, biological process: regulation of canonical Wnt signaling pathway. Lineage: Eukaryota; Metazoa; Chordata; Aves; Passeriformes; Passeridae. Gene Ontology annotation, molecular function: beta-catenin binding; phosphatidylinositol-4,5-bisphosphate binding. Gene Ontology annotation, cellular component: plasma membrane. The coding region runs from base 122 to 1807 and encodes 561 amino acids. The record is from RefSeq and is a predicted model, not a curated record. The transcript is spliced from 2 exons.
UCCGCCGGGUUGCCAUGGAGACGGGCGGGCGGCGGCGGCGGGGCUGUCACUGAGGGAUCGCACCGCGCUCCGCGGCGGAGGGGAAGCCGCGGCGGCCGCGGCUGCAGCGGCAGAGGCAGAAAUGGACUCGCACUGCGACUGUGUGGAGCCCCCGGCCGCCGAGCCGCCGUCGGGCAGGAUUAACAAAACCGCUUUCAAGCUUUUCAGGAGGAGGAAGUCCGGGGGAACCAUGCCGAGCAUCUUCGGGGUGCGGAGCCGAGGAGGGGAGGGUAAGGGCGCCGGCAAGCCGGGGAUGGUGCGGAGCCGGACGCACGACGGCUUGGCCGACGCCGUGCUGGAGAGCAGCAAGAAGGAGGAACCGGGCGGCGGCGAGGCGCCGAGCCGAGAGGCGCAGGAGCGGCCGGCCGGCAGCCCCGGCGGCCCCGCCGGCAGCGCCGUGGCCAAGUCGCACAGCUUCUUCUCGCUGCUGAGGAAGAACGGCAGGCAGGCGGAGGGCGCGGAGCCGCGGGCCGGCGGCAGACAAAAGAAGGGGCUGAAGGGGAUCUUCAGCAGCAUGCGGUGGCACAAAAAGGACAAAAACGGCAAGGAGGAGAGGGGGGAAACCUCGGACAUCCCGUCCGGCCUUAUCAUGCCGGGGUCCCUGACCGCCAGCCUGGAGUGCAUCAAGGAGGAGACGCCGAAACCUUUGUCUGAGAGCCCGAGCGGCGCGGGAGACGCCGGGCCGGAGGCGGCGCGGGAGAAGCGCAGCGGCGAGGCGCCCGCCGCGGCCGAGGAGCCCCGAGCGGAGCCGCGGGCCGGCAGCGCCCCGGGCCGGGAGGAGCCGCCCGCCGCCGUGCGGCCACCCGAGGAGCUCCGCCGCGAGCGACCCGAGCCGGCCGCCGGAGAGGCUGGGACUGCGAAGGAUGCGGCGAUAACAGGCUGCGGAGAUAUUAUUGCGGACCAUGAGGAGGAUGUGGGCGGCGGGAGUGGCGUCUGCGAGAAGAGCACCCCCGGGCCCAGCAAGCUGGGUGCCACCAAGAAGCACCCCACCAUGGUGGCCUACCAGGGAGGAGGGGAGGAGAUGGCCAGCCCCGACCAGGUGGAUGACACCUGCCUGCAGGAGUUCUGGGAUAUGCUGUCGCAGACAGACGAGACUCAGACGCAAGGAGCAGGAAGCGGAGGAGGGACAAAGAAGCCCGAGGGGUUGAAGGAAACCCGAGGUACCGAGGGGGCCCAGAACAGGGUGGUGGUGAAGCGUGGUGGCCUCCACCAGAUUGCCAUUCACCUGAACCACAAAGAGGAGCAGAAGAGCAGGGAAAAGGAGCAGCACGAGGGUGUCCCAAACAGCGAUGAGGGCUACUGGGAUUCCACCACCCCUGGUCCCGAGGAAGACAGUUCCACAAGCAUCCAGAAGGAAACCCUUCCCAGGGAUAGCUACAGUGGGGAUGCUCUCUAUGACCUUUACGCCGAGCCGGAUGAGAACCCACCAGCGGGGCCCACAAACGAGGAAGUCCCCAGUGUGCCACGCUCCAAGCCCGUGUCUCCAAUAAGGACCGUGAGCUCACUGAAAACACCCUCCAGCAGCGCGAAGGACUCCAAGAUACCCAUCAGCAUUAAACACCUUUCCUCGCAUCCGGCCAGCCACGGAGCAGAUGCCAGUAACAGCCAUCACGUCGCACACCAUCACCUGGCCAAAAGUGAGAUGCACAGAACAAAAAUCCCCGUCUCCAAAGUGCUGGUACGCCGAGUCAGUAACAGGGGCGUAGCCGGGCCAGUAACGGGGACAACAGUGAAAACUGCCAUGUACCAGGACAGUGCCAAAAAGUAGUUGGGUAAGAGGUGGAGGCAAACGCAGAGAAUGAAGUCCAUGUGGGAAAAUCUGCACAGGAGACCGCAGAUAAUGAAUUAGUUUUGCAUCACCUGAAGAAAGUCACCUAAAAGGCUUCCUUCACUGUACUCUGUGGGCCUGCACUUCUGAGUCUCUUCUUACUAGACUGUAUGGCUGAAUACAAAAAGUCAACUUCUUUUUGAGCA